Notechis scutatus (mainland tiger snake) is the source of this 1834-nucleotide messenger RNA. Lineage: Eukaryota; Metazoa; Chordata; Lepidosauria; Squamata; Elapidae. The record is from RefSeq and is a predicted model, not a curated record.
GUUGGGGUGGGUUUGGCACGAUCUGUGCCGGCACCUCGUUUGGACGGGCAGGCGAAGGAACGGGCGGCGCUGCCUGCCACAGCAGUCCUCAGCGGCUUUCCUUCUCAGUACAACUCCGCCCCGAGGGAGCCGAGCCCCCAGAGACACCUCCCUGGGUCGGCAUUCUAACAGCAUCUGCAACGAUCUGUCUUGUCACGACCCGACGGGUUCAUUGAACCGGGCCAGCCCCUCCUUAGGGGCAGCAGCGAGGCCAGUCCUGUAACCAGGUGCCUGUGCGGGCAUGCAGCCGGGAAAUGCCGAGAUCCCGGCUGGAGACCGGCUAACCGGGGCUGCUGCCCGGGGAGAUAUAACUGAAGUCCGACACAUUCUGCAUCUGGAGCUGGUUCAUCCCGACUCUCAUAAUCGCUUUGGCAAGACCGCGUUGCAGGUAAUGAUGUUUGGCAAUAUCUUUGUGGCUGAAGAACUGCUAAAGCAAGGUGCCAAUCCUAACAUCCAAGAUGGGUCUGGCACAACACCAGCCCAUGAUGCUGCCCGCACUGGCUUUCUUGACACCUUGAAAAUCUUGGUGGAGCAUGGUGCAGAUGUCAAUGUCCCAGAUGCUUCUGGCUCACUGCCCAUCCAUGUUGCUAUUCAAGAAGGUCACACAGAUGUGGUUUGCUUCCUGGCACCUCAAUCCCAACUGCAGCAGAAGGACUCCAAGGGGCAAACACCACUGGAGCUAGCAGAGCAUCUCGGGCUUUCACACAUCCAGUGCAUUCUUGAGCAGCAUCUCUCUGUCCCAGCUUAAUUUCAGAAAGACCCCUCUGGUCUGGACCAAGCUAACUUUCUGCUGCCUGCUAGGCCUCUAUUCCCCAAGAUUGUCCUUUUUUCUCCAGAGCCCUGGAACAAAGAUAGUUCCUUCUGCCCUACCUCAAAAUAUGUCUUUAAGUAUUUGUUUCUAUUUGUACAUAUUAUAUGAGUUCUCGGUACUUCUAAUUUCCAGCUUUUUCCAAAUGUGCCAAUCCCUUGAGAAUCACAUUGCACUGCAGCAUUUCUGCUUGACCUUCCCUAGUUACUAUCCUCUUGCAUUUCUUCCCUUGAAAUGGUCCCCAAAAUUAGAAGAAGCAUUUUGGAAAACAUUUAGGUUGAACAGAUCUUUUUGAGAGAACAGAUCUUUGUCUUUUUGAGACAAAGCCCACAUUUUCUACUAUACUGGGACCUCCUUCCAUUACAACCUACCCCAGAAUUUCAGCAGUCUGGUGAUGCUUGGUGUUUUCCUUCCAGGGAUAUAAUUCUGCCUCUCUCUUCUAUUCAAAGGAUAUGUAAGGAUCUAGCAAUUCUUUGAUGCAUUGCACUAGAUUCCUAACAAGAAUUAUUAUAUUGAUUAUAAUAAAGCACCAACAGUAAAUAUAUUAAGCGGUGGUUGGCAGAAAACUAGCCUUGAAUGGAAAACAUGAUGAGGAUUUUUUUUCUUUUUGGUGAGCAAGAUAUUCGUUCCCAUUUCUCUGCCAAAUAUGGGGUCCAGAAUUCCACAAGGUUUAAUUGUAUAGGAGUCUAACAUUUUUUUUAAAGUUUUCACCUAUUUUGUGAUUUUUCUAGUUUCUAUCUCAGGAGAUCUUAUGAUUCCUGAGCCAUUAGUAGCUGUUUCCCUCUUGACAUUUUGGUGUUUGGCCCUGCCUUUUAUGCACUUCUAAAGUGUGCUGAAUCUUUUAUCUUUGGCUAAAGUGUUUAAGGCUUGUUUUGAAGGCUUGUUCCCUGUGAUGAAUUUGUGGAUUCAAGCAAUGUAUAUAGUAGGUUUUAAAGGAGGCAAAAUAUAUUCUAUUUAUUGUGAUUUGCAAGGAUAAGUUUUAUGGAA